AUGGUACUAGGCAAUGGUACACAAAUUUCAAAAUUUCUUCUUCUCGGAUUAUCAGAUGAACCAGAACAACAGCCUCUAAUAUUUGGGCUUUUCCUCUCCAUGUACCUGAUCACCAUGUUUGGAAACCUGCUCAUCAUCCUGGCUGUCAGCUCAGAUCCCUUCCUCCACACCCCCAUGUACUUCUUCCUCUCCAACCUGUCCUUUGUGGACAUCUGUUUCACCUCCACCACCAUCCCAAAGAUGCUGCUGAAUAUUCAAACUCAAAGCAAAGUCAUUACCUACGAAGGUUGCAUAGCCCAGAUGUAUUAUUUCCUUCUCUUUAUACAGUUGGACAUCUUUCUCCUGACAGUGAUGGCCUAUGAUCGGUUUGUGGCCAUCUGCCAUCCUCUGCGUUACACAGUCAUCAUGAAGCCUAUUCUCUGUGGAAUGCUGGUUCUCAUAUCCUGGGUGAUAGGUGCUCUGAACUCUUCAUUACAAAGCUUAAUGGUGUUGAGGUUGUCCUUCUCUACAGUCUUGGAAAUCCCCCACUUUUUCUGUGAAUUGAAACAAGUGAUCCAACAUGCCAGUGGUNAACUAAGGCUCCAGGAAGCUACGCACGAUGCUGAGUAA
Molecule: messenger RNA, 609 nt
Organism: Odocoileus virginianus texanus
Lineage: Eukaryota; Metazoa; Chordata; Mammalia; Artiodactyla; Cervidae
Product: olfactory receptor 7A17-like
Biological process (GO): G protein-coupled receptor signaling pathway
Cellular component (GO): plasma membrane
Molecular function (GO): G protein-coupled receptor activity; olfactory receptor activity
Source: RefSeq, a predicted model, not a curated record